This is a messenger RNA of Sarcophilus harrisii (Tasmanian devil), 9885 nucleotides long. RefSeq names its product collagen type VII alpha 1 chain (gene COL7A1). Gene Ontology annotation, molecular function: protein binding; serine-type endopeptidase inhibitor activity. The transcript has 119 exons. The record is from RefSeq and is a predicted model, not a curated record. Bases 128 to 8917 code for a protein of 2929 amino acids. Lineage: Eukaryota; Metazoa; Chordata; Mammalia; Dasyuromorphia; Dasyuridae.
CCGGCCUGCCAGGGUCCGCCCUGCUCCUCCCCGUCCCGCCCAGUGGGAUCUCGGGGACUUUUCUCCAGCGGAGACAAGCGGCGGGGGCAGCCGGAGGACGGAGCUGGCCCCGCCGAGUCCUGGACGGAUGGACAGCUCCAGGAUGAGGCUCUGGUUCCUGCUCACUGUGGAGGCCAUAGGAAUCCUGUUGGUACCAGUGCAAGGACAGGGGGAGAGAGGUCGAGUGACCUGCACCAACCUCUAUGCUGCCGACAUCGUCUUCCUGCUGGACGGAUCCUCCUCCAUUGGCCGAAACAACUUUCGAGAAGUCCGGGCCUUCAUGGAGGGGCUGGUGCUUCCCUUCACCGAGGUCGUGGGGCCUUCUGGUGUCCGCUUCAGUGUGGUGCAAUACAGUGAUGACCCACGGACUGAGUUCGGCUUGGAUACCUAUGGUUCUGGUAAUGAAGUGAUCCAAGCAGUUCGAGAGCUCACCUACAAGGGAGGAAACACUCGCACAGGGGCUGGAUUCCGGCACAUCGCAGACUAUAUCUUUCUGCCUCGGCUUGCUCGACCUGGUGUCCCCAAGGUCUGCAUCCUCAUCACUGAUGGGAAGUCUCAGGACCAGGUGGAAUCGGCAGCUCAGAGGCUGAAGGGGCAGGGGGUGAAGGUGUUUGCUGUGGGGAUCAAGAAUGCUGAUCAGGGAGAACUCCGGAGGACAGCUUCAGAGCCCCCAGAUGUCUUCUUUUACUUUGUCAACGACUUUAAUAUCCUCAGCACCCUGUUGCCCCUCGUGUCCCGCCGCGUCUGCACCACCACGGGCGGCACCCCCCAGAUCCUGCCCCCAGAAGGCCUCCCCUCGGGUCCCCGAGAUCUGGUGCUGUCACAGGCCAGCAGCAAUUCCCUCUUGGCUGAGUGGACAGCAGCCAGUGGUCCUGUGAUCAGCUAUAAAGUCCAGUAUGUCCCUCUCACCGGGCUGGGACAGCCUGUGCCUGACCAGCGGCAGGAGGUGACUGUACCAGCCGGGGAGACGAGGGUCCGGCUGCAAGGUCUGCGGCCACAGACUGAAUACCAGGUGACAGUGGUCGCCCAGUACGCCAAUAGCGUUGGCGAGGCCGUGAGCAGGACUGCCCAGACCUUUGCACUGGAGGGGCCCAUGAUCUCCAUCCAGAAUGCCACGGCCCACACUCUCUUGGUGGCCUGGCGGCCUGUGGCUGGAGCCACUGGUUAUCGAGUGACCUGGAGAAAUUUAGAGAGUGGGUCCUCUCAGCAGCUGGACGUUGGCCGAGGCCAGUCGUCUGCCCUUCUAAAGGGCCUGAGUCCAGACUCGGAAUACGUGGUGACUGUGACCCCUCUCCACGGCCGGACACCAGGGCCUUCUGCGUCACUGACAGCCCGCACAGAGCGGGACAUCAUUCAGAAUUUACAGACGGUCAUCUUGGGCCCGACAUCCAUCCAUGUCUUCUGGACGCACAUCCCUGAAGCCCAGGGCUACAGACUGGAGUGGAGACCAGUGAGCGGCUUGGAGCCAACGCAGACAGUGCUGCUGUCCACGGAUGUGACCAGUUACCAGCUUCAGGGGCUGCAACCUGGCACCGAGUAUCGACUCACACUCUAUACCCUUUAUGAGGGGCGUGAAGUGGCUACCCCUGCCACCAUCUCCCAAACCGUGCUGGAGCCGACCCCGGGCCGAGUGACUGAUUUACGAGUAGCUGAGACGUAUCCAUCCAGGCGGCUAGUUAGGGUGGUCUGGAGCCCUGUGCCCGGUGCCUCUGGCUACCGUUUUGUGGUUCGAAACACGCAAGAUGGCUCUGAGAAGAUACAGAAGCUUCCUCCCGAGCCGACAAGCUUUGAUCUGGACAGAGUCCAGCCUGGUGUGAGCUAUGUAGUGCGUGUAUCAGCCCUGGCAGGCAGCCGAGAAGGCCCUCCUGGCGUCCUUACUGUUCGGCUUGACCCCGAGUCCUUGCCCAGAGUCCCCAGACUUCGAGUGGUAGCAUCAGAACCGGGCCGGGUCCAGGUGUCCUGGGGCCCAGUGCCUGGAGCCAGUGGUUACCGGCUAAGCUGGCGGCUGAGAGACGGCCAGGAAUCCUCCAGGAUUCUGCCAUCAGACACCACAUCCUUUGACAUUGGGGGGCUGCGGCCAGGGGCCACAUACCAAGUCUCAGUGUCUGCUCUACGGGGUGCUGACCAGGGUCCCCCCUCAAUCAUCACCAUCAUCACAGACUCUCCAGGAUCCGUGGCUGGUCUUCGAGUGACUUAUACUGGGAGCUCCUCUGCCAGAAUCACCUGGACGGGGGUCCCAGGAGCCACAAGCUAUAGGAUCUCUUGGCACUCAGGCAGAGGGCCGGAACAAUCCCAGCUAAUCCCUGGGGAAGCUUCAACAGCCACACUGGAUGGGCUGGAACCAAACACAGACUACACAGUGAGAGUAACAGCCCUGGUGGGCAGCUUGGAGGGGGCCCCAGCUUCUGUGGCGGUGAGGACUGCCCCGGAGCCCGUCGGGGCGGUGUCCAAGCUCCAGAUCCUAGACUCAUCCAGCGACGUUGUGCGAGUCACCUGGGUGGGAGUGCCCGGCGCCACGUCCUACCGGCUGGUGUGGGGAAGAAGGGACGGCGGCCCCGAGAGUAGCCGGAUGCUCCCAGGAGACACGGAGUCUGCCGAGAUUGGGGGCCUGGAGGGGGGCGUCAGUUACACCGUGCGGGUGACUGCGCUGAUAGGGAACCGCGAGGGGGCGCCCGUGAGCCUCACAGUGACCACACCGUCCGUGGCUCCCGUUGCCCCCGGCUCCCUUAGGCUCCUGCAGAGUGAGCAGCGAGCGCUGCGCCUGGCUUGGGACCCUGUGCGCGGGGCCGGCGGGUUCCGGCUCCGCUGGCGGCCCGAAGGAGGCUCAGAGCAGUCCCGGCUCCUGGGUCCGGAUGUCAGCCGCUAUGACCUGGUGGGGCUGGAGCCCGGCACGCUGUACUAUGUGAGCUUGAGCACCUUGGGUCCUUCGGGAUCAGGCGAGAGCCCGCCCGUGACCCUGACUGCCCGCACUGGACCUCCCUCCCUGCUUACCACUGACCUUCGUGUUGUGGAGACUUCACUGGAUUCGGUGACACUGGCCUGGACACCGGUGCCAGGGAUAUCCAGCUACGUCCUGUCGUGGAGACCAGCACCAGGCUCUGGCCACACUUCCCCUGGGUCUCAACAGACACUUGCAGGUUCCUUGAGUUCCCAGAGAGUGUCAGGGCUGGAGCCUGGCGUCUCCUACACCUUUUCCUUAACACCUAUCCAAGGGAGUAGCCGAGGUCCCGAAGUUUCACUCACUCAGCAUCCUGAGUGCCCCCGCGGCCAGGCAGAUGUGGUGUUCCUGAUCCAUGCCACUAGGGACAACGAGCACCAAUCAGGUGUGGUGAAGGCUGCCCUCGGCCGCCUGGUGUCUGCCCUGGGACCACUUGGGCCAGAUGCUGUGCAGGUUGGGCUUAUGACCUACAGUCACCGACCCUCCCCCCUGGUCCCCCUGAAUGGCUCCUAUGAUCGAAACUCCAUCCUUCAGCGGAUCCAGGGCAUUCCCUACACAGAUCCAAGUGGGAACAACCUUGGUGCUGCCAUCAGCACGGCACACAGGUACCUGCUGGCUCCUAACAGCAGUGGCCGUCGCUCCCAUGUGCCAGGCUUGCUGGUGCUGGUGGUGGACGGUCCUUCAGGAGACGAUGUCAUCAGUCCUGCUCGGGAGGCGCAGGCUGCAGGGAUUUCUGUGCUGGCGCUGGGUCUGCCUGGGGCUCAGCCGGAGCAGCUGAGGCGGCUGGUGUCCAGUGGGGAUCCUGCGCCGGUCUUUAUCGCUGCGGACAAUACCCGUGGCCUGGAGCAGGCACUUGGUGGCCUGGCCCCUGCUCUGUGCCAGCUGGCCUCUGGCACCCAGCUGAGGCCCGUGCCCUGCCCAUCCCAGUGUCCCAGGGGUCCAAAAGGGGAACCUGGAGAGGCUGGCCAGAAAGGACAAAUUGGCCCCCCUGGAGACCCGGGCAGGAGCGGCCCCCCUGGACCCCGGGGGUUACCCGGAAGUGGCGAGAAGGGGGAGAGGGGGUUCCCUGGAGUGGAUGGACAGCCAGGCCGCCCUGGCAACCCUGGAAGUCCUGGCCUGGCAGGCUCUCCUGGCCGGCCUGGCUCUCGAGGGGAAGCGGGGGAACCAGGCCUGCCCGGACAGAAGGGGGAGCCGGGAAAGCCUGGCUCUAUUGUAGGAGGAGGAGCAGGGCAGCCCGGCAGGAAGGGGGAGCCAGGUGUCCAGGGACCUCCAGGCCCCCGUGGCUCAGAUGGGAAUCCCGGCCUGCCAGGGCCCCGAGGACCAUCGAUCAAGGGUGACAAAGGUGACAGAGGAGAGCCGGGUCUUCCUGGAGCAGGCGGUGGAGGUGUUGGAGGAGGUGAUCCUGGGCUGCCGGGCCUCCCAGGAAAUCCAGGUCCUGCAGGCCCCCCUGGCCCCCAGGGGGAGAAAGGAGACAAGGGAGAAGGCGAAGAUGGAUUUCCAGGGCUCCCAGGUCGACCAGGAAACCCAGGAGACCGAGGUCCUCGAGGACCACCAGGAGAAACUGGAAGCAAAGGAGACCCAGGCCAGCCAGGGUCUUCAGGGAACCCGGGAGAGAAGGGUGAUCGAGGCCUCCCAGGACUGCCAGGGCUGCAGGGGGAACCUGGCUUGUCAGGGAGACCCGGGGCUGAGGGCCAAGAGGGACCUCCAGGACCCGCUGGUCGAAGAGGAGAGAAGGGAGAACCUGGAGAACCUGGCAAACCUGGCGUGAUCACGGGCUUUGAUGGUACUGGAGUGAAAGGAGAGAAGGGGAAUCCGGGCCCGGAGGGACCCAGGGGAGGCCCAGGACCCAAAGGGGACCGGGGUCCAUCGGGAAUUGGUGUUCCCGGGGAUCCCGGCCCCAAAGGGGAGCCCGGAGACCGAGGUGCCAUAGGUCUCACGGGCAGAGCCGGGCCCAAGGGUGACCUGGGGGCUUCGGGAGAGAAAGGGGAGCCUGGACGAGCUGGGCCGCCGGGACCCACCGGCCCUCGAGGGAGAGACGGGGAACCUGGAGAGAAGGGAGAGGAGGGCGCUGUGGGUGACACAGGCCUGCCGGGAAAGCCUGGAGACCGGGGCCUUCGGGGGCUCCCAGGCCUUCGGGGCACGCCGGGGGAGAAGGGCGACCAAGGCGACCCUGGAGAGGAUGGGCGGAAUGGCAGUCCGGGACCAGUGGGUCUCAAAGGUGACCGUGGGGAGCCGGGGCCCCCAGGACCCCCUGGGAGAUUGGUGGAUCCAGGGACUGUUCCAGGGGUCGGAGAGAAAGGAAUCAAGGGGGAGCCUGGUGACCCCGGAGAGGAUGGGCCUCGGGGCCCCAAGGGAGAUGCCGGACCCCCAGGAGCUCCUGGGGAGAGGGGGCCUGAAGGUCUGCGGGGUGCCCCUGGAUCUCGGGGAGAUCCAGGUGACCGGGGCCCUGCUGGCGAGAAGGGUGAGCGCGGAGCCCCUGGGUCUGAGGGCCGGAACGGACUGGAUGGGAAGCCGGGCGCCAUAGGCCCCCCUGGCCUGAGGGGUGACACCGGCAAAAGUGGGGAGCCCGGGAGAGAUGGACUCCCUGGCCUGAGAGGGGAACAGGGCCCCCCUGGACCUCCUGGUCUUCCUGGAGUGACUGGGAAGCCUGGAGAUGAUGGGAAGCCCGGGCUGAACGGAAGGAAUGGAGAGCCUGGGGACCCCGGAGAGGACGGGAGGAAGGGCGACAAAGGUGAAGCUGGAGCCCCUGGAAGAGAUGGCCGGGACGGUUCCAAAGGCGAUCGUGGGGACGUAGGAAGCCCAGGCCUGCAGGGCCCCCCUGGACUCCCUGGCCCAGUCGGCCCCCCCGGCCAGGGUUUCCCAGGCGUGGCCGGGGCUCCAGGGCCCAAGGGUGACCGAGGAGAAGCAGGAGCCAGGGGUGAACAGGGUCUCCCUGGAGAGCGUGGCUUGAAAGGGGAUUCGGGCUCUGUGACAAACAUAGAGCAAUCCCUGGAAUCCCUUGGACUGAGGGUGUCUGCACUUCGACAAAUUGUCAAAGAGAGCUCAGAAGGCUUCUUGAGGCCUCCGGACCAAUUCCGAGGCUACAAGGGGGAGCCUGGAGAGCGGGGGCCGGCGGGCAAGGAGGGGCCUGUUGGCUUGACUGGAGAGCGAGGCCCGAAGGGAGACAGAGGAGACAUGGGUCCCCCCGGACCUCCAGGCCAGGGCCUGAUAGAGAGAGGAGUCCCUGGUCCCCCCGGUCAGCCUGGGGAACCAGGCAAGCCUGGUAUUCCUGGGCUCCCGGGCCGAGCAGGAGAGCUGGGCGAGGUUGGACGGCCAGGGGAGAGGGGGGAGCGCGGAGAGAAGGGGGAGCGUGGCGAGCCGGGCAGAGAUGGGCUACAAGGUCCUCCUGGACUCCCAGGGCCGAAGAUCGAUGUGGAUGGAAUCGUUCCCGGAGGCCCUGGUGUCCCUGGGAUCAGGGGACCUAAGGGUGAGCCCGGCAGAGACGGCGAUCGCGGCUCCAAAGGAGAUAAGGGAGAAAACGGAGUCAAGGGUGACCGUGGAGAGGCUGGAGAGAAGGGCCGAGACGGGAGCCCGGGUCCUUCAGGAGAGCGGGGACCCUCGGGGCCGGAAGGGAAGCCGGGUCUUCCAGGUGCGAGAGGAGCCCCGGGUCCAGCGGGCAACCACGGGGACCCAGGACCACACGGUGCCCCGGGACUUGCUGGCCCCCCGGGGCCCCAGGGCCCGUCUGGCUUGAAGGGGGAGCCUGGUGAGCCUGGACCACCCGGGCGGGGCCUGCCUGGCCCCCAGGGAGUGGUAGGUCUGCCCGGACCUCCAGGUUCUUCCGGCCUUGUGGGCCCACAGGGGCCACCGGGUUUGCCAGGCCAAGUGGGGGAGACAGGGAAGCCUGGAGUGACGGGCCGGGAUGGCAAAGAUGGAGAAAGGGGAGCUCCUGGUGUCCCUGGGCCACCUGGCCUACCAGGCCCUGUUGGACCCAAGGGGGAGCCUGGAGCUACAGGACUCCCAGGACAGGCUGUUGUCGGGCCCCCUGGUAUGAAGGGUGAGAAGGGAGCUCCUGGAGGCCUUGCUGGGGAUCUAGUGGGAGAACCUGGAUCCAAGGGGGACAGAGGACUUCCUGGACCUCGAGGAGAGAAGGGUGAGGCCGGACGACCUGGGGAGCCUGGAGAUCCCGGAGAAGAUGGCCGGAAAGGGGCAACGGGACUCCGAGGUGAAAAGGGCUCCAUGGGAAUUGGGGUCCAGGGACCCCCUGGAUCAGAUGGGCCCCCAGGCCCAAAGGGAGAUUCAGGCUUUCCAGGCCCUCCUGGACCCCCAGGGACACCAGGUGUUGUGGGAUUCCCUGGCCAAGCAGGCCCCAGAGGAGAGUCUGGGCAGCCGGGCCUUUCUGGAGAAAGGGGUGUAACGGGUCCCCCCGGGAAAGAAGGGGUCCCAGGCCCUCCCGGGCUUCCAGGACCAGCCGGGGCAGUGGGACCUCUUGGAGCCCCCGGACCCAAAGGAGACAAGGGAGAUCCUGGAGUGGGGCAGCCAGGAGCCCGAGGAGAGAGAGGGGAUCCAGGAGUCCGAGGUGAAAAUGGCCGUCCUGGUCUGGAGGGAGACAGAGGCCCCGCAGGCCCGCCAGGGAGUCGGGGAGAGCGAGGGGACAAGGGUGAUGCCGGAGGCCCUGGACUGAAGGGUGACAAGGGUGACACAGCUGUGAUCGAGGGGCCCCCUGGGCCUCGAGGCCCCAAGGGAGAGACGGGUGACCGAGGCCUAAGAGGCUUGGAUGGUGACAAAGGGGCUCGAGGGGACAAUGGCCUUCCUGGGGAAAAGGGCGUGAAGGGAGAGCUGGGCGACAGAGGCUCUCCGGGAUCCCAGGGUGCCCGAGGCCCCGUGGGGCAGAAGGGCGACAGUGGGGACCCAGGGAUGCCUGGGGUGCCGGGCCUCUCUGGGAAGGGUGGCGCCCCUGGUGCCCAUGGAGAGAAGGGAGAGCCAGGCUUUAUGGGCCCCCGAGGCCUCAAGGGAGAUCGAGGCCUGAAAGGGGCCUGUGGCCAAGACGGAGAGAAAGGGGACAAGGGGGAAGCAGGAAUCCACGGACGGCCUGGACUUCCUGGACGGAAAGGAGAGAUGGGGGAGAUGGGGCUGCCUGGCCUGUCAGGGCACCCAGGAAAGGAGGGUUUGAUUGGCCCCAAGGGUGACCGAGGCUUUGAUGGUCAGCAAGGACCGAAGGGUGACCAGGGCGAGAAAGGGGAGCGCGGACUUCCUGGUGUUGGGGGGAUCCAGGGUCCCAGGGGCAGUGAUGGAGCCUCUGGGCCUCCUGGGCCUCCUGGUAGCAUCGGCCCUAAAGGUCCCGAGGGCAUUCAGGGGCAGAAGGGUGAGAGGGGCCCCCCUGGGGAGAGUGUGGUUGGUGCCCGAGGGGUCCCUGGAAUCCCAGGAGAGCGAGGGGAACAGGGAAGCGUAGGUCCCAUGGGCCCGCGAGGAGAAAAAGGGGAGCCCUCCAUGACGGCCUCCGACAUCCGGAGCUUCAUUCGACAGGAGAUGAGUCAGCAUUGCGCCUGUGGCGGUCAGUAUAUAGCAUCAGGAUCAAGACCCCUUCCCAGUUACUCUGCAGAUACCCCAGGCCCUGACCCCUGGCCCCAUCCAAUCCCUGUGCUGAGGCUCUCCCAUGCAGAGGAGGAAGGGCCGGGGCCUCCAGAAGAUGAUGAGUACUCCAUGGAGGAUUAUGAGGACAUGGAGGGGGAUGCUACUGAGGAGCCCUGGGCUGCUGGUCAUGGCCUGUGCUCUCUGCCACUGGAUGAAGGCUCUUGCUCUAAUUAUACACUACGCUGGUAUCACCGCCCCGGUAGGGGCUGUCAUCCCUUUGUGUUUGGUGGCUGUGAGGGCAAUGCCAACCGCUUCAGUUCCCGGGAGGACUGUGAACGACAAUGUCUACCCCAUGGAGGCCCAGGUAGUGCUCCCCCUCUCUCCUAGAGUUGAGGUGCCACAAUGGACAGAGUACCUGGGUCAGGUGCUGUUCCUGCCCCCUGCUGAGGGGGAGCGAGUGCUGACCCUGGAGGAGGCAGGGGGGUGCAGAAGGCCCGGCCCCCUCCGGCCCCCUCCCUUUUAGGCCCCUCAGACGGGGCUGAUGGGAACUUGGUGCUACGUGGGUGUGUGUGUGUAUGCUUGUCAAUUUCCGUGAAAAUGUAUCCAGUGAAAGGCCGAGGGGCCGGCCGGACCCUCCUCCAGAAUUCUGCCUCCCCUCAGUUCUGCCCCCGUCCCCCAGGCCGGAGGGAUCCAGGGGGGCGGGGGCAGGUGGUGCUAACAGAGCUGACCUUCAAUGGACUGCUGUCUGUCUGUCUGUCCAUCUGGCCCCUGCCCCGCUGCUGGCUCUGAUGGUGCUGACUCAGGUCAAGGACAAGGGGACAUGGGGCAGGGACAGGUCUCUUGGGGGCCUCCCUCCACCUCUUGGGUCCCAGAUUGGGGUAUGUUUUGGAAUCAUUAAAGCUGCUGUUUUCAAGGGUGUACUGCUCUGUGUCUGUGAGGGGGGAUUCUGUAGGGGAACAAUAGAGAGGGGAUGGGGGACUUCUUGGAGCUGGGAGGAGAGUUUAGGGAUUCAUUUACCCAAGAAUGAAGAAUGGUGAUGAGGGGCUUGUGGAGUGUCUGGAUGGGACUAGACCAGGAGAUGCUUGUGGAGAAGCUGGUAUGGGUGUGUUUCUGAAGAGGAUGUAGAUGGGCAGAAUGAGGGGAAGGAGAGCCACAGAAAAUGAGCUGGUAACUCCUGUUCUAGCUGGAAUUCCCAUGGGCUUGCUUAUUUAUUUAUCUCCUUUUCAUUUAAAAUAUUUUGAAAAUUAAUAUCUUUUAUUUUUCUUACCUUGAUUUUCAAAUAUAUCCCCUCCCCCCUGCCUUACAUAGUCAUUCCUUGUCACCAAGAAUAAAAAAAUAAAGAAAAAUAAAAUUCA